AUGCAGUGCCCUCCAGCAGCUCCGCGACAAAGGGCGCUGGAGGCCGCGCUGGCUUGGGUGCGCAGCCCUCCCCACGCCGGCUUUGGUUCUUCGGUGCGAGGGCUGAGAAAAGCGGAAAAAAUGAGGGCUAAAAGGAAAGAGGCAGGAUUGGCAUUGCUCCACAACCUCGGUUUUGUCAGGACCAUGGCAGUAAGCGGAAAGGCACUUUCAGUGCUCUCUUGGGUCCUGCUGCUGCUGGCUUCUGUAGAUGCACAGAGGACUACGGUGCGGGCCUCAAAGGGGAAGGAGCUCAUGAUCACCCCGAACAUCCUUACCGGCAUCCUCAUCGGCUCCCUGUGGAUCGCCGUGUUCCUCGUCGGCUUCUGCUGCUUGUUCGCCGUACAGACUCCGGCUGCCUUCGAGGAGAAAGCUCUGGUGAUCAACAAGAAUUACUGA
Molecule: messenger RNA, 435 nt
Organism: Symbiodinium sp. CCMP2592
Lineage: Eukaryota; Dinophyceae; Suessiales; Symbiodiniaceae
Source: the annotation of a GenBank genome assembly